Cooperia oncophora is the source of this 2373-nucleotide messenger RNA. The record is from the annotation of a GenBank genome assembly. NCBI's taxonomy places the organism in Eukaryota, Metazoa, Nematoda, Chromadorea, Rhabditida, Trichostrongylidae.
AUGUGGCGGUUUUCAAUCUGUUUUUGUGUUUCAUACACAUUUUUCAGAUCCAAGAUGUCACUGUGCGUGUGGAAUCCAUACGACAUUUCUCCGUAUCUCAAAUGGCUUUAUUGGUCGAAAACGCUCACAUCUUAUUGGCCGGUAGUGCUCAACAGCGAAGUAAUAUCUGUGAAGUCCUACUGGCAGCCGCCUGGAUCUGCGGAGAGUAUAGCCAGCAUGUUCGAAAUAUUUCGUCCGUAUUGGAAUCGAUGCUGCGUGCACGUACCUCUGUUAUGUCCGGUCAUAUAUUAUCGGUGUAUGUGCAGAAUAUUGGAAAGCUCUAUAGCACUCUUCUCUCGAAAGCAGAAAAGGAAGAUGACUGGGAUGCUAUUGAGUCAUUGGACAAUCCUUAUGCUGUCGAAAUUGGCAGAUUUCGAGCUGGCGGAGCAUCUCGAAGCACAAGAAAGGGCGUGUACUUUGAUGGCUGUGUUGCGCGUUGUUGAAGCAGCACAUGCACGUCGUGAGAAGAUCGCUGGCGAUGUUGCCCGUCUGUAUGAAGGUGAAUUAAAUCCUGUUGCACCAAAGGCACAACGGAAGGUGCCAGUGCCAGAUGGUCUGGAUCUUGACCAGUGGAUUGGCGAACCAUGGCAAGAUACACCAGAGUCGAGUGAAGAGAGUGAUGUUGACGCAACAUUUGGACAGCCUGUUCCUCGAAUUCGAAGUGAGUUCACAAGUUUUGGUGUCGUUCCUCAGUACGAAGAUGAACCCAAGCUUGGAGAAAAAUCGAAAAAGGGCAGAAAGAAGGAGGUCAAGGAGUUAAGUCCUGAAGAGAUUGAGCGACGUCGCAAAGCACGUGAAGCGGAACGAGAAAGUAAUCCAUACUAUGUGAAAGGAACAGCGACUGCUCCAAAACGUCCAACACGUUUCGUUGCCCUUGAAUCUUUGCAUUCUAACGAUGUGGACAAAGUCGACAUUCAAAGUCCCUUGGAAAUUCCUGGAGUCGUUGGGUUGUCACGAUACAUGGAACAACAAGAUGCGACCAUGACAUGGAAAGAAGCCAAAGAGGACACGAAAAAGAAAAAGAAGAUGAACAAGAAGGGCAAGAAGAAGAAGCGUGUCAGCAGUUCCAGUGAAGAAGAAGUCAACCGAGCAGAUGGUGAGAUGCCGGAAGGAGCAAAGACGACAGACGAAGAGGACGCUCAUGCGCAGGGCCUUUCGGACGAGUUCCGAGCGCUGGAUAUCAACCUGGACGAGCCGCUACGACCAGAUGAAGUGGUACGAGGGCCACAGGCGUACAAUCGUCAGAGUGCUGCCCCGCGGCCUGCUCUUGUACCCCGUUCGCCGACGACGACAUCUUAUCAAAACCGUACCCCGCUGGAGUUGGGUGAUUCGAUAAAGAAGAAGAAAAGGGAGAAGAAAAGCGGUGAAGAUGGAGUUCACAAAAGGAAGAAGAAGAGGGCCCCGGCUGCUGCCGCGUCAGCAAAGAACAACGAGAUCGACAUGGAUGCGUGGUUGCAAGAUGAGGCACCUCCUGUUGUAGAGGCAAAUAGCUUUGGUGAUUCUUUAAAGGUCGAGAAGAAGGGGAAAAAGAAGAAGAAAGUCGCAGCGGCGAGGGAGGCAUAUGAGGAAGCGUCUGGUGUCUGCACUCCAUCAAAUCCGAAUCUGGACAGAGGAAUAUCGCCGAGAAUGGGUAAUAGCACCCAAGCGUUCAGCUCUAGGCUCUGUUCAAACUCGGAUCUCAGUGUGGACUAUUCUUCAUCAGCAAGUCUUGGCGUAGAUGGAGAAAUCGUCGCAAGAUUGGAGUUGACCGUUGUUGGUGGUCGACAACUGAAGAACAUUGAGGCGAAUAUUGUGGAUACACUGAAUGCUCGUAUGGUCAGAAGUGAGCCCGGAUUUUUACUGCCGACUCGUUUAUCACCUGGAGAAACCACCGAGCUGCGAUUACAUUUGGCCGUUGUGUCAAAAACCAUUUCGCAGACUCUUCGGGGUACCAUUUCGUAUGUUGCUGAGGAAAAUGAUGGCUCUGUGUCAGGAAAACUUGAUUUCAAGUUGCCUCUGAGAAGUACCGAUUCGCUAGUGGCGUCAGCAAUCACCAAGAAUGAGUUCUCUCAACUGCUCGCUGGAGGGAAUGUCGACUAUUCGGCUUCAGUCCAGUUUGUCUCUGAAUGUAGCUUCCGUGACCUUCUCACAAAAAUAACUUCUGUUGGCCAUUUGUUAGUGGUCGAGGAAGUCGGCUCAGCAGCCUCACUUUACGCAACAACUCUAACUGGUGAUCCUGUCUGUGUGCUUCUGAAGAAAGCGGACGAAAAUGUGAACAUUGGCUGCAAAGCUGGAGACCAAAAGCUGGUAGAUGUGGCUUUAGAAGAUUUGAAAGAAAUUUGUACAAGGCAAUAA